Molecule: messenger RNA, 952 nt
Organism: Tarenaya hassleriana
Lineage: Eukaryota; Viridiplantae; Streptophyta; Magnoliopsida; Brassicales; Cleomaceae
Product: 50S ribosomal protein L12-3, chloroplastic-like
Exons: 1
Coding region: 132-713 (193 amino acids)
Biological process (GO): translation
Cellular component (GO): ribosome
Molecular function (GO): structural constituent of ribosome
Source: RefSeq, a predicted model, not a curated record
UACGCGAGAUUUAUCUAUCCCGAAACUACCCCUUAUCCUCUCCAUUUCCUAUCCUCUUUCUUCGUCUCUGGAGACUGAAGCGAGUCACAGAACACACCCAGAGAAAGAGGAAGAAGCAGCAGAGAGCGGAAAUGGCAGCGACUCUCUCCACGUCGAGUACAAUCCGCGCCUCGUCUUAUCCUUCACCCCCUUCUGCCUCUUAUCCUACGCACUUCUUCCUCUCCCGACCCAACUCCGUCGAAUUCCCGUUCCGUCCCCUCGGCGGCUCUUCCCACCGCGCCAACCACCUCCGCCCCGUCGCUGCCGUCGAAGCCCCGGAGAAAAUCGAGAAGCUUGGCACUGAGAUCUCGUCCCUUACACUCGAAGAAGCACGUGUCCUCGUCGACUACCUCCAGGACAAGCUCGGCGUCUCUGCCGCCGCAUUUGCCCCAGCCGCGGCGGUCGUUGCCGCUCCGGGAGCGGCCGACGGAGGAGGAGCGGCGGCUGCGGUGGAGGAGAAGACAGAGUUCGAUGUGGUCAUCGACGAGGUUCCAAGCAGUGCUCGCAUAGCAGUGAUCAAGGCUGUCAGGGCUCUGACGAGCCUGGCGUUGAAGGAGGCAAAGGAUCUCAUCGAAGGGUUGCCGAAGAAGUUCAAGGAAGGUGUGUCAAAGGACGAAGCAGAAGAAGCCAAGAAGCAGCUCGAAGAAGCUGGUGCUAAGGUUUCAAUUGCUUGACGGUAAGAAAAUGGUUCAUGUCCUUUUUUUUUGUCCGUUGUUAGCAUAGUUUGCGUCUUAAAUUGUUGAUUUUGCUUGAGAGAUUAUUGUAACUGGAUCAUUUCGAAGCCUGGACUUUGCUCAGGGAAAAUGCAUGCGUUGUUAAUGCUAUUGCUGAUAACCUGUUCGUCGAAAUGCCUAGCUGAGAAACCCAGCUCUUCAAUUUGCUAAAAUUGUGAACUUUUUUUUCAUGGGUUUAA